AGGAGGAGAGAGGGAUGGAGGCAGAAGGGAGGGGUUUUUAAAGGGUGGGCUCACAGGCAUUGUCAGGCAGCGAGUAAGAACCAAGCAGAGAGUUCCACCCCAGCCAGACCGAAUCCAGAGCACAAACUGGGAUGAGUACAUGCACUGGACCACUUAGCUGUUGAUACAGCCAGCCACAGAGAGAGGCACGAGACUGAGAGCGUGCACCAGAGAAAAAAAAAGAGGGAAAAAAGAAGCAGAGAAGAAAGCAGGAGGAACUCCAACUAUGCUGUGCUGCAUAAGAAGAACCAAACCGGUGGAGAAAAAUGAGGAUGCAGACCAGAAGAUUGAGCAGGAUGGCACCGCCAACAAACCCGAGGACAAGGCCCACAAGGCAGCCACCAAAAUACAGGCUAGCUUCCGUGGACACAUAACUCGGAAAAAGAUGAAAGACGGAGAAGAGGACAAGGAAGAAGACAGUCCUGUUGCAGAUGAGGCGAAGGAGGGAGAAGAGGAGACAAAGAAAGCGGAGGGAGAGGAGACACCUGCUAAGCAGGACGAAGCUGCAGGAGAGGAGGCGAAGAAGGAGGAGUCAAACCAAGCCAAAAGCCCCGCGGCAGACAAACCAGCUAACUCUCCGGCAGCUGCUGUCUCUCCUGCAGGCGCAGCCACUUCUCCUGUAGCGGCGGCCCCAUCUGCUCCUACAACCGCCACGGCGCCCUCUGAACCUGAGAAAGAGGAGCCGAAGGCGGAGGAGAAGCCCAAAGAGGUGGAGGCUCCGGCGGCCAAGAGUCCCACCACGACCACAGCCGAGGAGAAGAAGGAGGAGGACAAGAAGUGCGAGGAGAAGAAGGAGGAGGCCAGACAAGCCGACGUGCCUGCUGCUGUCAGCCCGACAGCUGAGGAAGAGCCUAACCAAACAAAAGAUAAACAAGAUGCUGCAGAGGAGUCGAAAGCAGAGGAGGCCGCUCCUGCUGCCGAGCCCCCCGAGUCCAAGGAGGAGUAAGACCAAGUCGAACCCUGUGAAAGCAAAACGAAGCGUACGAAGAAUACCGCAAGAAACACAGUUCUACAAACGUGGCCCUUUGCCUUCUCCACGCGAAGGCCACCAGUUUCUAUUUGUUUGUCAUCUUUUCGUGUGGCAAUGAUUUUCCCAUGUUGGGGGGAGGGAGGGGGGGAGUUUCCAGCAUGAAGUUUUUUGGCUCAAGCUAAAACCACGAGGCAGAAAUGAUGUUCGGAAAAGUAAAGAAAAAGAUCUUGACGCUGCCGAGGUGGAAGACUUCAUUUGGUAGACGUUUUUUACCGAAAGUGAAACCUGCACCAAACUGGAAAAACACAUGUUUAAUGAAGUCCAUGUUGCAAAUGCAACUUGUUGCAAAAAUACUCUCAAAAACUUGCCGUUUUAAAGAUUUUCAUGAUUAGACGUGUGAGAACACACAGUCAUAUAAUGUAUCGACUCAUCUGAAAGAUAACAGAAUGUAUAUUUGAAUGUGUGAAUUUUCCAGUUGGGCAUUCCUUUAUCUAAACAUAAUUUAUUGAACACUUCUGCUUGACUCAUUCAAGCACCCUUUGUACAAACGCUGUACCUGCAUUUACAGUAAAGGACCUGUUUUCAAUCAAACAACCAUAGCAGACCAUACAAAUCGAGCAGUAUUGAUAUACUCACAUGUUCAGCCAACCAACAGCAGCAUGAACCAUUUAAACCAAAUGCAUGAUGGGAACUCUCCCUUUGAGAGGAACGUCUUCGCAGUCACAAAAACUCAAGAGGAUGUGGCGGCUUCUUUUCGAUGUCUUUAGUGUUGUUAUAUGAAUUGGGGAAGAAAAAAAAACAAUGACGUUCCAAAAAAAAAAAAAAAUUAGAUGCAACAAAUGAGCAAAACAAACACAAAAAAGAGAGAAUCAUUUUCUUAUGUUUCCAGUGAGUGCAAUGUCCAGUUUCAACUUUAUCAAGGAGUUGUGAGAAAAAAAGUAUGAAAAAAAAAUUCAAAUGGUUUCAAUGUCUGUUUUCAAAAAUAAAGCAAAUGUGCCAAUUACCAUCACAAA
This is a messenger RNA of Oryzias melastigma (Indian medaka), 2022 nucleotides long. RefSeq names its product growth associated protein 43 (gene gap43). The transcript is spliced from 3 exons. Gene Ontology annotation, molecular function: protein binding. Gene Ontology annotation, biological process: regulation of growth. Bases 266 to 985 code for a protein of 239 amino acids. The record is from RefSeq and is a predicted model, not a curated record. NCBI's taxonomy places the organism in Eukaryota, Metazoa, Chordata, Actinopteri, Beloniformes, Adrianichthyidae.